ACUCCGGCGACGGCGAUGGCCUGCGGCGGCGAUGAUUCGGAGGCGGAUCGGCGGGCGGCGCUGCUGCGCGAGAUCACCGAGGAGGGCGGCUUCGCGUUCGCGGCCUCGGCGGAGAAGGCCGCGGCGGGGGACCUCCGCUCGGCGGAGGCGGCGCGGGAGAUGGCGUGGGAGCAGCUCCACUCGGGGCCCUGGAGCGAGGUCGGCGCCGCCUGGAGGGACGCCUACGCGCUCGCCUGCCUCCACGUCGCGCGCCUCCGCCGGGCCGGCGGCGACCGCGCCGCCGCGCUCCGGGCCCUCGACAUGGGGCUCAUCAUGGGGGGGAACCUCCUCCGCGCCGACCUCGAGGCCGCCCUCGCCUGCAUCGUCGCCGAAUCGAGCGACGGCGACGGCUCCGAGGCCGCCGUUGAAGAAGCCAAGAGGUGGAGGGAAGGGCUCCAGAGGAACCGUGACAUCGCCGAUGCCCUCAAAAUUCUUCCGACAAAGUCUUUAUCCUGUAAAGAAAUCACAAGACGGUCUUGCAUAUCUUUGGAGGAGUUUAUAUGUGAUUACUUUUUACGUGAUACCCCUGUUAUAAUCAGUGGCUGCAUCGAUCAUUGGCCUGCGAUGACUAAAUGGAAGGACAUUCAGUACCUAAAGAAGAUUGCUGGGGAUCGGACUGUUCCUGUUGAAGUUGGGAAGAGCUAUGUUUGUAGUGAGUGGAAGCAGGAGCUAAUCACGUUUUCCCAGUUCCUUGAGAGGAUGUGGUCAACAGUCUGCCCUUCAAAUGUGACAUAUCUAGCUCAGCAUCCAUUAUUUGAGCAGAUAAAAGAGCUUCAUGAAGACAUAAUGGUUCCUGAUUACUGCUAUGCUGGUGGAGGGGAACUCCAGUCACUGAAUGCAUGGUUUGGUCCACAUGGGACAGUGACACCAUUGCACUACGACCCACAUCACAACAUUUUAGCUCAGGUCUUGGGCAGGAAGUAUAUUAGACUCUAUCCUGGUUCCGUAUCUGAGGACUUGUACCCACACACAGAAACUAUGUUAAGCAAUACUAGUCAGGUGGAUCUUGACAACAUAGAUGCAAAGGAGUUCCCAAGGGUACAAAACCUUGACUUCAUGGACUGCAUAUUGGAGGAGGGUGACCUGCUGUACAUUCCACCAAAAUGGUGGCAUUACGUCAGAUCUCUUUCUAUUAGUUUCUCCGUUAGCUUUUGGUGGCGUGCUGCAGCUAUAACUUCAGACGCUCCAUAGAGGCGAUGUCUUGGUAUUUGGUACAUCAGGAUCAGACCUCAGGAUUGAGGAGCUUGGUAAGCCUGACCGGACCCCUUGUUUCGACAUCCAAUCAUACGGCAUUGCUUGGAUGCAGUUGUCCAUGCCUAUUAUUGCAGAUGUACAUUGUUAGUUUCGCUAUAACUAUCUGAAACACCUGAAAAUUUCUUCUGUGCCACACGUAACGGUGAUUUACAUUCUGUACCCUUUGAUACUUGGAGGUUCAGAUUGAUCAUAUUCCAAUAUCCUGUGACCCGUGUUAUUUCUUAGACAAGUUUGUAAAACUUCCAUGUAAGUCCCAUUGCAAAUC
This is a messenger RNA of Lolium rigidum, 1558 nucleotides long. Its product is annotated as lysine-specific demethylase JMJ30-like. Gene Ontology annotation, molecular function: 2-oxoglutarate-dependent dioxygenase activity. The coding region runs from base 16 to 1230 and encodes 404 amino acids. Lineage: Eukaryota; Viridiplantae; Streptophyta; Magnoliopsida; Poales; Poaceae. The transcript has 6 exons. The record is from RefSeq and is a predicted model, not a curated record.